Molecule: messenger RNA, 4626 nt
Organism: Scaptodrosophila lebanonensis
Lineage: Eukaryota; Metazoa; Arthropoda; Insecta; Diptera; Drosophilidae
Gene: mamo
Product: pneumococcal serine-rich repeat protein
Exons: 8
Coding region: 248-3589 (1113 amino acids)
Biological process (GO): regulation of transcription by RNA polymerase II
Cellular component (GO): nucleus
Molecular function (GO): protein binding
Source: RefSeq, a predicted model, not a curated record
AGUUAUUUGUGUGCGUUUUUGCGUUGCAUGCGAAAACGCACAAGAAAUGAAAGCCACGUUUUUCACAUAAUUACAAAUUAGCAAAGUGAAAAACAACAAGAACAACAACAACAGCAGCAGCAAUAGCAACAACGACAACAAUUGCAGCAUUCAUAACUGAAAGUACUUGAACUAUUUUGUUUCUUAUUUUUAUUUGCCGUCUGCUGCCUGCUGCAUAAGCAAACAGGCAGCGUAAGCUGUCACCGACAUGGGCAGUGAGCACUACUGCUUGAGGUGGAACAAUCAUCAAUCCAACCUGUUAGGGGUGUUUAGUCAAUUAUUACAGGACGGGAAUCUGGUGGACGUUACUUUAGCUUGUUCAGAGGGCACACCCAUCAGAGCCCAUAAGGUGGUCCUCUCGGCCUGUUCCUCAUAUUUCCAGAGCCUCUUUCUGGAGCACCCCGAAAGACACCCAAUUGUGAUAUUGAAGGACGUCCGUUUUGCCGAGCUGCAAACUUUAGUUGAAUUCAUGUACAAGGGCGAGGUGAACGUGCAAUAUUGUCAGUUGUCAGCGCUGCUGAAAACAGCCGAAUCACUCAAGGUCAAGGGUCUGGCCGAAAUGACGAAUCAGAAUACAACAUUACGGGAACCGGAACGUGAACCGGAUCGCCUGCGACCGCAUUCACAGCCCAGUGGCAAAUCCGCGACCACAUCGGCGGCCUCCUCAUGCGACAACAGUCCGGCAGUGGAUGCGGCAGCGGCGGCUCUGGCCAGCACAUCGGCCACAACGGCGUCAGGGACGGCAACAGCACCAGCAACAACAAUUGCCACAUCAGCAGCAGCGGCAGCAGCAUCAGCGGCGGCCGCAGCGGCGCUGGCGGCGGCAGAAAGCGCCAUGUCCACAGUCAAUAGUAGUGCGGGCAGUGGAGGCGGUGGCGGAGCGGCAACAACAACAACAGCACCACAAGCAGCAGCGCCAGCAAAAGCAACAACAGCAGCAGCUGCAGAUGCAACGGGAACAGCCACCUGUGCAUCAGCAGACGCAGCAGCCGCAGCAGCAGCAGCAACAACAACGGGCCCAACAAUGUCGCUGAAACGAGAGGCGAGCGAGCGCUGCAGUGCGACGCCACCAAAGCGAUUGCUGGCAAAUGCAACAGCAACAACAACAACUGCAACAGCCACAAUAGGAUCGGCGUCGCCCGCAGGCGCGCCUGCAACUGCAACAGCGACAGCGGCAACUGAUCGUGAUGAUCGCGACGAUGAAGAUGAUAAUGAGGAUGUGGAUGAGAACACACCAAUGGCCCUCGAUCUCUAUUGCAGACGACAACGCGCUGCCUCUGUCGAGGGCACAACAACGCUCAGCAACAACAAUAACAAUAGCAGGAGCAGUAACAACAACAACAACAAUAGCAACAAUAAUAAUAACAACAACAACAGCAGCAGCAGCAGCAGCAACAACCAAAUUAAGCAAGAGAGCGACAGAGCGAGCAGCGGGAGCAGCAGCAACAAGAAUGGCGGCGAAGCCGCUGGAGCCACUGGAGCCGCUGGAGACGAGCCACCGCACGCACAAGUAGUAGCAGCAGCAGCAGCAGCUGGAGCAGUAACAAUAGCCGCAGCCCAUCAUGUCCAUCACAUUAUCGAUUAUGGCGACGAUGAUGAUGAUGAUGAUGAUGUCGAAAAUGUCCGCCACGAAGAUGAUGACGAUGAUGAUGAGGAUGAUGAGCGUGUGGCUGCAGCGACCGUCGCCCAUGACAUUGCCGAGCGCAUGGCACGUCACACUCACACUCACAGUCACGGCCACAGUCACGGCCACAGUCACGGUCACAGUCACAGUCACGGUCACAGUCGCAUGCCACAACAUUUGCGUUCAAUCGAUGUCGAUGACGAUGAAGAGGACGACGACGAUCUGAAUGAUGAGCACGGCAUUGUGACCAAGCGGGAAGUGCUCGACGAUGACUACGACGAUGAAAUGGAUUUGGACGAUGACGAUGAGGCUGACAACAGCUCCAAUGACAUGGGCAUCAAUAUGAAGAUGAGCAGCAGCAGCAUUGGUGCUGCCGGCAGUAGCGGUGGCGGCGGCGGCGGUGUGGAUCUCUCGACGGGCUCAACCGUCAUACCAUCGCCGCUGAUUACGCAACCAGGCUCAUCAUCAGCGGCAGCCGAAUCGGCACGCUCUACGCCCGCAGCCUUAGGCGCUUCGGGCGCCUCGGACCUCACACAACCACGACCCGCCUCGCGCAGCUCUCGCGAUGGUGCGCCAGGUAGCAGCGGCCUAGGCUGUGGCGUUGCAGACGCUCGUCCAUCCUCAUCGACGGUCACGCUGCCCGGCGUUAAUGUCGGCGAUCUGAGUCCUAGCUCGGUGGCCGGCCUCUUGCCAGUGCAAUCGGUGCCAUUGAGCCUCAAGAAAGAGAUCGAUUGCAGUGAAGACGAUAACAGCAGUCACAGCAGACACAUGCAACCGCGUUCGGCAUCAGCUGGCGGCGGCCUGGGCGGCGAUCUUGACUACCGCGCCUCGCACGAGUCGGAAACGUCCGAAUCGCCCCAACAACAUGCUGUUGGCGUUGGCGCUGGCGCUGGCUUGGGCGGCGGCAGUAGCAGCAGCAGUGCCGCCGCCGCCGCAGCCGCAGCCGCCGCUGCUGGCGGGCAUGAGCAACAGCCACACACCCCGCCACCACCGCCACUGCAUAUGUGCAUAUAUUGCGGCAUCACCUUUCCGAACCAAAAGAAACUCACGCGUCACGUGCUCUCGCACUCACUGAAAACGCUGGAGUUUCGCGAGCCGACCUCGCACGCGACCAACCUCCUGCACUCGCACAUGCUGACCGCCCAUGAUAUCGGCAUGGGGGCGUUGGCCACCUUCCAAAUGAAUGCCGCCAUGGCGGCGACCGCCAGUGGCUGUGAUACACAAGAGCAGGUGGCCGCAGUUGCCGCCGCCUUUGGCCUCGAAAUGGAUAUUGCGGCAUUGGCCACAGCUGGGUGCAACUUUCAGAGUCUAACCGCCGCCUGUCUGGAUGGUGGCGCGAGUGCGAUGGCUGGCGGUGGUGCUGGUGGUCGCCUCGCCACCGCCACUUCUUCGGGAAAUGGCGGCAUUGGUGGCCCUUCGAGUCUGCUGCUUGGUGGCGGUGGUCCACCAGUUGGUGGUGGCGGCGGCGGCGGCAGCAGUGGUGGUGGCGGCGGUGGCGGCGCUGGUGGUGGCUCCUCGUCACCCUCAACGUCCGCCGCAGCAUCGUCGGCAGCGGUGCCCUCCGGCUCGUCCGCCUCCUCGUCGUCGUUGCUCGGCGCGUCAAGUGAUCCGAAUAGUGUUGUCAUGUGUAAGUUCUGUGCUAAAAGUUUUCCCGAUGUUACAUCACUGAUCACGCAUUUGUCGGUACAUACAGGUGAUCGACCAUUUAAAUGUGAGUUUUGUGGCAAAGCGUUUAAGUUGCGCCACCACAUGAAAGAUCAUUGUCGCGUCCAUACGGGCGAACGACCCUUCAGAUGUCACAUGUGCGGCAAAACUUUCUCGCGCUCGACAAUUCUCAAGGCGCACGAGAAAACACAUUUCCCCAAAUAUGUGCGAAAGUUUUUGUCACCCAGCCCGGUUGAUACAAAGGACGAGCUACCGCAAUAGUGAAACGAUUUUAGUUUGUUAUUAAAUUAUUAUUAUUACUACUAUUACUACUACAAUAAUAAUAACAAUAAUAAUAACAACAACAACAACAACAACAACACCCACAACCACAACAACAACAACAACAUCAGCGUUGCCAAUUAUGCACAUAAUUUCCACAAUGUGCAUCAAAAUGAUUAUCAACUAUAAUUGAUGAGCAACAGCGACAACAACAGCAACAACAACAACAACAACAACAACAGCAACAACAACAGCAGCAGCAACAACAACAGCAGCAGCAGCAGCGACAGCGAUAGCGCAAAGCGAACUACAACAAUAACAACAAAUAAGAAUAAGAAGAAGAGGAAGAAGAAGAUGAAGAAGAAUUUUGACUUACUUAUAAGCGCAUGGCUUACCAAAACUUAUGAACACACAGAAACACAGACACAAAAACACAAACUACACACAACUUCAAAGUAAUGCUACAUAUAUAUAUAUAUACCGUUAAUACAUACAUAUAUGUAUAUACAUAUGUACAUAUUUUAUUACCUAAAUAACGAGGCAAACAUAUAAAUGCAAGAAUUAUUAAUUUUUUUUUUUUAAAUGAAUUUAGUGUAGGUCUGUCGUCGCAUGCGUAGAAAAGAGACAACUACACAUCUACACACAUGCACACCCACACACACACACACACACAGACAAACAAAAUAUAUAAAGAAGAAGCAGAAUUGUUAGAUUUUUACCAAGAAGCGAAUUUUUCAAUACCCACACAAUUAUUUGCCUCUUCUGUCUAUACAUUAAUAAUUAUAUACAAACAAAGAAACAAAAAAAAAAGAGAGAAAAAAGAGAAUAUUUUUAAUUUUAAUUUAGAAACAGGCUAAAAAGAAGAAUGAAAAACAAAAAGAGAAACAGAAACAGAAAAACAACCAAGCAACAAGUUUUAAGCGUCUAUAAUCUUUGUGAGAGCUGAUAGGAAAGAUCGAGCAAGUUAAAGAGUAUGUAUAUUAGCGUGAAGAUUUUUUUUUCUAUACCAUACUUAGUGAACAGUGCAGCGUGAGAGU